AGCGUGACAUCUACAGUUCACACAGAUACGACAACUACUCCACUGACAACAGCGCCAACACCCCAGGUCACAACAACAGCGACCAGCGACGACGGAACUGAAGCUCCGACUUCUAUCGCCCCUCCAGCGACACCCGUGUUCAUACCCACACCGACAUCUACAGUUGACAUGGAUAGCACAACGACUCCACCGAUGACAACAGCAAAGACAGAAACGACAACAAACGGACAAAGCACGACAACAAUAAGAGAAACAACAGAGACUCAAAGUAAUACAACAGCAUUAAAAUCUACGACAGAUGCUUCUAGUGCAACAAUGACAAAUGCAGUGGAAACUACAACAGGGGCAACGAGUACUACGACAGCCGUAGAAACAACAACAAAUGUACACAGUAGUACAACAAUAAUAGAAACUACAACAGAUGCAACGGCUACGUCAACAACAGAAAAGACGGCAAGCCAUGCUGCGACAACAAUGCAAAUAACAACAGCCGCACCGAGUACUACUACAAUGAAAACAGCAACAGAUGCAUCAAGUACUACAAAAACAACGUUGACAGCAACAGAUGCACCCAGUACUACAACAAUAAUGAAAACAGAGACAGAUGCACCAAGUACUACAACAACAAUGGAGACAACAACAGCCGCACCGAGUACUACUACAAUGAAAACAGCAACAGAUGCAUCAAUUACUACAAUAACAACGGUGACAGCAACAGACGCACCCAGUACUACAACAACAAUGAAAACAGAGACAGAUGCAUCAAGUACUGCAACAACAAUGGAGACAACAACAGGCGCACCGAGUACUACUACAAUGAAAACAGCAACAGAUGCAUCAAGUACUACAAAAACAACGGUGACAGCAACAGACGCACACAGUACUACAACAACAAUUAAAACAGAGACAGAUGCACCAAGUACUACAACAACAAUGGAGACAACAACAGCCGCACCGAGUACUACUACAAUAAAAACAGCAACAGAUGCACCAAGUACUACAACAACAAUGAAAACAGAGACAGAUGCACCAAGUCCUACAACAACAAUGGAGACAACAACAGACGCACCGAGUACUACUACAAUGAAAACAGCAACAGAUGCAUCAAGUACUACAAUAACAACGGUGACAGCAACAGACGCACCCAGUACUACAACAACAAUGAAAGCAGAGACAGAGGCACCAAGUACUACAACAACAAUGGAGACAACAACAGCCGCACCGAGUACUACUACAAUAAAAACAGCAACAGAUGCACCAAGUACUACAACAACAAUGGAGACAACAACAACAGGCGCACCGAGUACUACUACAAUGAAAACAGCAACAGAUGCACCAAGUACUACAACAACAAUGAAAACAGAGACAGAUGCAUCAAGUACUACAACAACAAUGGAGACAACAACAGACGCACCGAGUACUACUACAAUGAAAACAGCAACAGAUGCAUCAAGUACUACAAAAACAACGGUGACAGCAACAGAUGCACCCAAUACUACAACAACAAUGAGAACAGAGACAGAUGCGCCAAGCACUACAACAACAAUGGAGACAACAACAGCCGCACCGAGUACUACUACAAUGAAAACAGCAACAGAUGCAUCAAGUACUACAAUAACAACGGUGACAGCAACAACAACAAAUGCACCAAGCACUACAACAAUAAUGAAAACAGCAACAGAUGCAUCAAGUACUACAAUAACAACGCUGACAGCAACAGAUGCACCAAGUACUGCAACAACAAUGAAAACAGCGACAGAUGCAUUAAGUACUACAACAACAGUGGAGACAACAACAGACGCACCGAGUACGACAACAACAAUGAAAACAGCAACAGAUGCAUCAAGUACUACAAUAACAAUGGAGACAACAACAGACACUCCAAGUGGUCCAACAACGAUGCAAAUAACAGACGCCAACAGCACCUCAACAAAUUUUACGGAUCAAGCUACCAAUAAUACAACAGCGAAACCGACGACAAAAGACACAGGGGAAGGGACAAGUGAUCAAGCAACAGGGCUCGGACCCAUAGAAAGAAUCGCCAUACCUAGUGCAGUGGCUGGCGCCUUGCUUAUCGCCAUUGUCGUUGUGAUCACAGUAAUGUGGUGUCGCUCUCGGAGAAGAAGGCACAGACUUAUGGACGAUGAUUCUAACGACGAUAAGUACAGUUUUAGGAUUCCUCGACCUCAGACCUGGGACACGGCGAAUUUUAGAGAAGAUAAAACAUGGAAAAAUUCCACAAUAUCGUACCCGGAACACUUCCCCUACAUUUUCUACAACAACAGUUUCCAAGAUUCAAAACUGGCGUAAUGGAGAAGGAGAUAACUCAUGGGUGUUGAACUUGGUGUGAGCCAUUGGUUAUUUCCCUUCGUUUUCAUCACCAAGGAAUGUUUUCGCGCGUUCUUUUUCCUCCCUGCAACAACAGCAAGAAAACUGUGUAUAUUAAAACUUGACAAAUAUAUGCAUUAUCCUUAUUCCAUGUGAGCACAAGAUGAUUCUAUCGUGUCACCUGAAACAGUGCUGUUGACGACAUCUUGAUAGGCUUAUAGGUCCGAUUAAGCCUAAACAGCGCCAGGUAUGUCGUAAAGGACACAAAGGUCAAGCUUGUCUAGUGGUGGCAGCGAUAUUACAUGAGUGGAGAGCCUUGGGCUAUGUCCCCUUUCACUUUUAAAACGCAGUCAGUACACAUGUUAUUCUUGUCCUGCCACUCUCGAUUCACGCAAAACAUUUUUGUGCAAAUUUGGUAAGGUAUUUGCGCGUGUGUGUAUGUAUGUAUGUUUGGGUUUUUGCGUCAUGGCUAACGGUUUUGUUAGUUAUGACGACAAGUCUUUAGGUGUUUGCACAUAUAGGCCUACUGUGUGUUCUUGUGGCAGGGCGACAUCAUGUUGCCAAAAUCCUAAUCAGCAAAUUGUGGUGAGGUAUUGAUUGUCGAUCCCAUUAUAUACCAUUUAAUCUGACGCACACUGUUGACAAUGUUGAAACUUUUAAUGGCUAACCUUUUCCGUAUGACGUACGUAAAGUCGGGUGCGAUUACAGUUUGUGGGUUAGCGUAUCAUUCAUGGACUACAAGAGAAAAUUACCAAGACAACUUGGACACGAGUCGCUAUUCCACUCAAAAAGGUCACUUCAUUGAUCUUUGGUGAGAUCUUAUUCGAAUGUGAAACACUUCAGGGAGGUGUUAGGCCACAGUAAUUCAUUCAACUCUUUAACGUUUUUUUUCUGUGCAAAACAGAAAGAUCACAAAUGCCAGUUGUUUGAUCUACUAUGGAUUUACAAAGCACCAUAGAGAACUAGGCGUGUCGAAAAACAUUUCGCAUGCUAUCAAGUUUGUAGUUGUGUAUCUGAUAUGAUCAAACUCUAUCACCUUUUGAUAUGAUUCCAUUUUUGACAACGUAACAACAACAACAACAACAUCGAAACGUUUUUAAAAUUGGCCGUGGAUUAUACAUAGCUAAUCGUUAAGUAACAACUUACUUAGAGAUUGUCUCCUGACAAUUUUCAUUAUUGCCUUUUAUAUGUUGUAUAUCCUUUAGUGAACAAAUUUCCAGAACAUAUUAUCUAAUCAUUUAUACAUUCAUUGGUUGAAAGGAACAUCCGGUUUGCUGGUCAAAUCGGUUUCAAAUUUCACGGCUUAUUUCAUAAAAACGGACAUUUUCUGUGUCAUCUUCAUUACUACAGAAUACAAUAAAUGCACUACACGAUCAUAAGUAUAUAUGCGCAGAUUGCUGUUG
Messenger RNA from Liolophura sinensis, 3731 nucleotides. Its product is annotated as mucin-2-like. NCBI's taxonomy places the organism in Eukaryota, Metazoa, Mollusca, Polyplacophora, Chitonida, Chitonidae. The record is from RefSeq and is a predicted model, not a curated record. Bases 169 to 2310 code for a protein of 713 amino acids. The transcript has 3 exons.